CUGAAUUGCCAUCGUGAAUAAAUAUACCUCACGUGUACGUGCGAUAAGAGCGCGUAUCGAUUGUUCUGCCGUUUCCACGUGCAUCAUCUUCGUUCUCCUGGACAAAGCAGUCGAUGGCUCUUUCUUGGAGGUUACUAACCAUCUCCAGAUUGGCCGAGAAAUCACGUGAGCCGAUAUGUCGAUUCCUGUCGAUCAGUCCAAUUCGCCAAGGCGUCGUGGUGCCGUUCAAACUAGCAGACAUCGGUGAAGGAAUUCGAGAUGUUACAGUGAAGGAAUGGUUCGUGAAGCCUGGUGAUCGAGUCAGUCAGUUUGACAAUCUUUGCGAGGUACAGAGCGACAAGGCAUCCGUGACGAUCACAAGUCGCUACGAUGGCAUCAUCAAGACUCUGCGUCACAAGGUGGAUAGCGUCGCCUUGGUGGGCGAGGCGUUAUUGGACAUCGAGAUAGAGGACGACUCAGUGAGCAGCGCUGAGAAAGACGCAGAAAAUAGUGGAAAGAACGAUGUGGAUCAGACGGUAGACACUUUGGGCAAGGAUGAGAAGAUGGACAGUAUGGAAUCGAUGGAUUACAUCCCGCCAAGAAUUCUGACAACCCCGGCGGUUAGAAGAAUAGCUAAGGAAAAUAAAGUGAAUUUGAUGGACGUGGUGGCGACUGGUAAAGGUGGAAGAGUGUUGAAGGAGGACAUGCUCGUACAUUUACAGAAGAUCUCUGUAGAUCCGAAUCAACUGACCAAGCAGGAUGUUCCAGAGCAGACGUUUGGAAGUGUAACGGGCAAGACGGUUGCGAUGAAGGGAUACACGAAACACAUGUGGAAAACCAUGACACAGUCUCUGAGCAUACCGCAUUUCGUGUAUAGCGACGAGUGCAACGUGAACCGAGUGAUGCGCUGCCGAAACGAGGUGAAGGAUGAGUUGGGGAAACUGGGCGUUUCGCUAACUCUCAUGCCGUUCUUCAUCAAGGCGGCCUCGAGAGCGCUGCAGCAGUAUCCCAAGCUGAACGCUUGGCUCAACGAGGAAGAUCAGACGUUGCGUCUCAUAGACAAUCACAACAUCGGCGUAGCCAUGGACACGGCGGAUGGUCUGGUGGUGCCAAAUAUCAAGAAUGUGCAGAACCUGAGUAUACUCGAGAUCGCAAAGAAAUUGAACAGGCUUCAGGAACUCGGCAAGAAGACGUCAAUACCGCUCGGCGACUUGACCGACACGACCUUUUCCUUGUCGAACAUAGGCAUGGUCGGUGGUACGUACACAAAGCCAGUAAUCUUGCCGCCACAAGUGAUGAUCGGCGCGUUCGGACGGGCGCAGAAGAUGCCACGAUUCGACGACGAGGACAACGUGGUGGCUGUGAAUGUGAUGGCAGUCAGCUGGUCCGCGGACCAUCGUGUCCUCGACGGCGUCACGGUGGCAGAAUUCUCAAAUUUGUGGAAACACUACGUAGAGAAUCCGCAACUGCUGAUGAUCGGUGCGUGAGAGACACACUUGGGGAAAAUCUCUUGAGGCGCGUGAGAAUGUCCGACGAGCGAAGUCGGCAGGUCGUGCUAUCGUGUGUUCAUGAUAAUUUAUGUCAAAUGGAGACAGGUUGAGAAGAGGCGAUGUAUACUUAUAAUAGACAAGAGAAUUUUUUACGGUAAUUGGAUGGAACGUUUUUAAGGACAAUUGAGGAUUACGUUAUAAGAUGCUUUUAUAUUCGUUGGAACAAUAAAUCGUUACGCUCCCCUUUUA
Messenger RNA from Odontomachus brunneus, 1718 nucleotides. RefSeq names its product lipoamide acyltransferase component of branched-chain alpha-keto acid dehydrogenase complex, mitochondrial (gene Dbct). The transcript is spliced from 5 exons. NCBI's taxonomy places the organism in Eukaryota, Metazoa, Arthropoda, Insecta, Hymenoptera, Formicidae. Bases 114 to 1466 code for a protein of 450 amino acids. Gene Ontology annotation, cellular component: cytoplasm; mitochondrion. The record is from RefSeq and is a predicted model, not a curated record. Gene Ontology annotation, molecular function: lipoic acid binding; acetyltransferase activity.